Corapipo altera (White-ruffed manakin) is the source of this 9277-nucleotide messenger RNA. It is a transcript of the gene TC2N, whose product is annotated as tandem C2 domains, nuclear. The coding region runs from base 495 to 1964 and encodes 489 amino acids. Gene Ontology annotation, cellular component: nucleus. The transcript is spliced from 12 exons. NCBI's taxonomy places the organism in Eukaryota, Metazoa, Chordata, Aves, Passeriformes, Pipridae. The record is from RefSeq and is a predicted model, not a curated record.
ACCUUGAGCCCCCCAGAACUUUUCCUUCCUGCAAGAAAAUUUCCAAACCAGAAUUUCCUGAUGAAAUUUCUGAACCAAUCCCCCGUGUGAGAUCCCUAAAUUACCCUACAGACUAUGCACUCUUGUGGCAGGGGCUUUCUCAUGUGUCCAUAUAAAGCCUAACUUGACAGGGAUCCAUAUUCCAACUAGACAUGCCAUUUUCUAAGAACAUUGUAAAACAAGAAAGAUUCGCCUUUUCCCUCUGAAUCAGACGCCCAGUUGUGCUUCUAGCAAAGCGAGGGGCAGCUCUGGCACCGACUUCGCAGGUGUCAUGGUCCAGCAAGCGACAGAGUCACUGGCAGCCGUUUGGAGGCAAGUCCGCCCCAGUGAGUAGCUCUGGCGAGGCGGGAGAGUCCCAGGGCGGCGGGGAAACUCCCCCUCCGCGAUAGGGAUCGGUUUGAUUGCUGCACUGGAUCUUUGGCCGUGGUCCCCUCUACAUUGCAACACUGAAAACAAUGGCAACAGAAUAUAUGAAAACGUGCUGUAAAUGGUGUUUCUGCAUCGAAAAGGAAAAAAACGAUCCAGUUUCCAUGGUGCAGGAAUUUGAAGCAGGAGCUGCAAGCAAGCCAACUAUUGUAGAGAAGCCUCCAUUGUCUUCUGUGUCAGUGAAGCGUCAAGUUGGCUGUUCAGAGGAUUAUUUGCUUUCUAAACUGCCCCUGGAUGGUCAGGAGGUACCAUUUGUGGUCCCUCCAUUCAAACUGGCUUAUGUACAGCCGAAGAACCUUCCUAGUAUCUCACAUGCUGGAGGGAUUAAAGAAUCUGCCAGGGCCUCAUUUGGUGACCGGAAAGCAGAGCUACACGGCGUGUACCAGUGGCCCCGCUAUGACGUGUACAACCCCUUCUAUUUGGAGCACCGGGUUUCACCAGAUCUGAUUAGGCGCUCCCAAGCAAAAUCAGAUAACAGGAAAUUAUAUGGAUCAGUUAGUGAUUUAAGAUCUAGUACUUUGCCUGGAUCAGUUGAUGUAAGUCGUUCAAUGUUUGAUCUCAGAAGCCCGCCUCAUCGAUCCAUGAAGAGAUAUGAUUCAGUCUCCAGUGUACCCAGCAGUACUUCUUCCAGGAAGGAUUCACAAGGCAGUAACAGGAGUCUGGAUACUAUUACAUUAUCAGGUGAUGAACGAGACUUUGGAAGACUGAAUGUGAAGUUGUGUUAUGUUUCUUCUGUAGAACAGAUUUGGAUCACAGUUUUACAUUGCAAAGACCUGUGCUGGCCUUCUAGCUGUGGGGAGAAUCCUUGUAUCUGCGUCAAGGGAAUUCUCACACUGCCCAAACCAGUGCAUUUCAAAUCUUCUGCCAAGGAGGGCUCCAGCGAUAUUGAAUUUAUGGAAACUUUUGUAUUUGCUAUUAAACUGCAAAGCCUGCAGGCUGUCAGAUUGGUAUUUAAAAUCCAGACACAGACUCCCAGGAAAAAAACAAUUGGAGAAUGUUCCUUGGCACUGCAGGAGCUGAGCUCGCAGGAAUCAAGUCAUUGGCUGGAUAUAUCUCCUCCUUCCAAAGCACCUGUGCGCCGUGCAGAACUUCAAAUAGGAACUUGUUUUCAAGCAAUAAACAGGAGGAUACAGUUACAGAUUCUUGAAGCACAAAACCUUCCUGUUUCAUCUACACCACUCUCUUCAAAUUUCUUUGUGAAAGUUGGAAUGUUUAGUACAGAAGGGAUGAUCUAUAAGAAGAAGACUCGUCUCCUGAAGUCCACUAAUGGCCAAGUGAAGUGGGGAGAAAUGAUGGUUUUUCCAGUUAGCCAAGCAGAACAAGGAAUUAGCUUUCUCAUCAAGCUCUACAGCAGAAGCUCAGUGAGAAGAAAACACUUCCUAGGACAGAUCUGGUUAAGUCCUGAUAGCAAUAACAGUGAAGCAGUAGAGCAGUGGAAAGAUACCAUUGCCAACCCUGAAAAAGUUGUUGUUAAAUGGUACAGCAUCGGUCCAUCUUGAAGACUGGAGAUGAAAUUCAGACCUGAUUUUUCUACAACAAUUCCUAUUCUGUCUAAAAUAGUAUAAAUAAAAAGAAAAAUAUUGUCUACACAAGUUCAGAAGUUCUUCACUGCAUCCUGCCUCUGUGGAAACUGAGGAAAUUCACCAAGAGAAAUAUCGGCUAAAUAUUAUUAAGAAGAAGACUUUAGGAACUGGGAAAAGUGUUCAUUUGAUUUAAAAAAAUCCACCUUGAAAAAAAGAUUUUUUCCCCUUUCAGGCUUCAUAAAAACACAGAAAUUCAGUCUUGGAGAGAAGCAGCUUGAAUCAACUCUAUUUUGCUAGUUACUGACAUUGUCUUUAUCUGCAGUCUUGUUUUUGGCAGACUCCAAAGUCCAUGGGUAUCAGUUGGGUCAGUGGCUUGAUCCUGGGUACCUGUGAGCCUCUGGGGUUGUUGACACCAUUUGGUCAGAGUAACACGUGCUUGAGCAAGUGGGAAAGCUGUGGCAGUAGAUGAAGGCAUAAAGGGAACUACAUAUGCAUUUUUGAUGAAGGGUUGUUCAGUACCUGACAUGCCUGUAGCCUGAGUUUGCCCCCAUCCUUCUCUCGAAACAGAGAGAUGGAAAGACAAGAGUUUCUUUGACUUAGUGAUCUUUGCAAGAGGGCCCCUCCAGACUUGCUCUGUUUGGGUAAAUUCUCUUUGGAAUAAUGCAGAGGCAAUGACCCUGCUUAGGAACAGAGCCAGUAUUUUUAGAUAAAUUACUUUCUUAUAUAGAGUACUUAUACGUAAACCACUUCCUAUCUAAUCAACAAGGCUCUAGCGUUUGCUUACAUUGCCAAAACCCAGACUAACAUGUACAAAGGAGCAAAGAUUUACUUACAUAAGUGCUUUUUGAUAUUAAUUAAAAUGUAGCACUGUAAGGGACUUUGUUUAAAGGAUAGGCUACUACUGCAGAAGUAUUUGUUACAUGUCUACAAUGCUGAAAAGUUAUGUGUGGGAAUAUAUUUUUAUUACUUGUUUCUAGUAAGAAGAAAUUACCAUACUUUUAUUGCAAAUUAUAUUUUUCCUACAAAAUCCCAAAAUUAUUUUUUCUGUUAGUUCCCAUAUUUUCAGAGGGUUGUUCACAGUUAUUUUUAAGAGGGGAAAACACCAUGUAUAUAAUUGAUAAUAUAUAAAUCUAAAAGCACAGACCUCUUUGCACUACUUUAACUAUCAGAUUGGAAAAAUACCUAUAUAUUCCAUUAAAUCCACUGCUUACACAUUUACUGUUGGCUGUCUGGACUGUACAAAUAUGUAUAGCUUUAAGGAUGCUGAAUAAUUCCACCUUUCUUCAUAACUUGGAUCCGGUUCCAACAUCUGACAGGAACUUGCACAGCAAUGAGAGCGCUCACUGCUGGAAGGCAAAGGAACAUGGGGAGCAGAGAAAAGACUGUAACAGGAAAGCAUGUCCUCUUGAGCAUCUUUAUUUCAAUAUUUUUGUCUUUGAGUUAAGUGUUCAAGAAAAAAUGGAAUCUCUUCGAUUUCCCACCCCCAAAUCAGUUGAAAAUUGAAACUUUUGAAACUUCAAUCAUCCAGAUUUUGGUUGUUGAAAUUUAAUAUUUUGAAAACAAAAGGAUUUUCCCAGGCUCUUAUAUGCUCUGCUUUUUGACCAGUCUUUAUAAAAGAACUGAAAAAGGUUUUGCAUGUUACUUGGAGAACAAACGUCGGUUCUAGCUCUUACUGACACUCUUUGCAAAGCUCCCGGUAGGCCCAGAGGAUCUUGACUGACAGUGUUAACUUCCAGCCAAGUUACACUUCUUGGGAGGACCCUGUCCUGUUGGGUAAAAUGAAAAAAGGAACUGGACCGAACUGAUACUUUUGGAUUAUCUUUACUUGAAUACGUGGAUCUUUUUUAUUCAUUGUGGCUGAACAUUUUAUUCAUUGUGGCAGUAAACAAAAGUGCAAACUAACCAUUUCCUUAUGCAGAAUGCUGUUCUGUUUAAAAGAGAGAACAAGAAAUAUCCCAGGGUUUUAUAGACUUCCAUUAACACAGCAGUGGUUCUACAGAGAUUGCCAACUCAGUAGAUAUGUGUAAAUGGACUUUUGGGGCUGCUUUAGGACACCUAGCCUUCUAAAGGCCUAACUAGUCUCUUUAUUCCUACAUUAAUAUUUAAUCUAUGUGUUUAUAAUAAAAGAUACGAACAGAAAAUAUUCCCUUUUUUUCCCAGUUGUUUAUUCUAAUGUUUACCAGCAUCUUAAACUGAAGUCCUACUUUUUUCUCUGAGGAAAUCUCAGCUAAUGAACUCUCUUUCAUGUAGUGUUGCCUGCAGGAGAGUUAACUGCUGACACAUAAGCAAGAUGCACCCAGGUACUGGAGCACUCUGAAGAACAUACUCUGGGGCACUGCUUCAUCCUCUGCUCAUCCCCAGGCUGUGGGGUUUUCUGCAUUCGUGUGCCUUCAUGUAAGAAUUUAAGGAGUUCUUAAUAGUUGACUGUUGUCAACAGUUGUGCUUUUUUUCCUGUCACAUAAAGCAUUUUUCCAUGGUGAUUCAUUUGGGUCUAGAGCUUAUCAGUAUGGUUGUUACCUUAGACAACAGUCCUGAAGAAAAAACAUAAGACCAGGGGAUACACGCGUGUUCCCAGCACCAGUCCCAGGGUACAACUGCCUGUAAAAUGGGCUGUUCCAGCAGGUGUUAUUUCAAUUUGACUGUCUGAAACACCAGCUAGAAAUCACCUGGGAUGUCUUGCCUUUUAAGUGCAGAAUGUUUUGCUUUACUGCUUAGUGACUGCCUCACUAUAAAUGCAUGUGAGACUUAAGCUUCUUCAAAUUCAGCUCCUGGCUUAUUUGAGACUAAUGCAGUUUUCCAGAAAAGGAAAAUGAUGCAUCAUUUGAAGACCAAUCCACGAUAUAAAUUACCAAGGAACUUCAUGUACUCCAGGAUACAUGCAAGAAGAAGGAAAAAGAGGUGUCUCAGAACACUCUUCUAAUGGUCACAGCUGUAUGUUGUCCCUCUAAUGCAUGUUCAGCCACUGUUUUGAUUGUUACAUCCAAGUUUACUUCCAUUGAAAAUACUGUUAAGUAAGCUGUUUUGUCAGUUCACUUAAUUUGUAGAUAUAAGGCACACAUGGUUUAUAGUUGAAUUUGUUGUUGGUUCUAGUUAGUGACUCAGCUUCCUAACUUACAACAAUUCUGAUGAAAGCAGCACAGGUCAGAAGCUGCACCAGUUUUAUUUCGGUCAUCUCCCAAAUGAAUAUGGAUGAACUGGAAGAACAGUUAUGAUCUUAUAUUAGAUGUUAUUCAUACAGAGGUCUGUGCUUGCAUAGUUAGAAACCAACCAUAGACUAAACUUAAUCAGAUUUUCCAAAAUGUGUGUAUAUAAUUUCACUGGUUAAUCAAACAAUCCUGUUUUAUUUAUUUAUGACUAAUAGCAUUCUGUAUGUAAACAAGGUCAACAAAGUUUUUCAAGUUUUUUACAUCUCAACAGCAUGGCAUGGCAUUCCUUUUAAGGAAAAAAAUUGUAAGAUUCUACCUCAGAAGAUGAGUGGGUGUAACAGCUUGUAAACCAUACCAUCAUAAAAUAUUACUUGGAAAAUAAUUGUAUUUGAGCAUCCGAUCUUUUGUGAUCACAACAUAAAUAGUGCCAUAUUGCUAAAUCCAUUAGGCAUCCCUAGUUUUUCCUUUUGUUGGCAGGACAUUUUUAUAAAACAAAAGGUAUUUUUGUAAGCAUUCAAUUAAGCACAUAUGGUGUUUGACUUGAAAACUGUCUGCCUGAUGGAGGUUCCUUUUAGAGUUAUGAGUUGAUUUUCAGCCAAAACACAAGGUUGUCUAGAAAUCUGGGGCAGGGUUGUCCCAGUUCUUACUUUCAUCCUGCCAACAUACGUAUGACAUGGGAGGGAGGCUGCAUAGUUGUGGAAAGCUUGGCAUAAAUCAUACUGGAUGUGAUAUACCCUCCUUGUUUUUCCAGCUUCUGCUGUGAAAUUACAUCACCAUGUAAAUACAGCCCUGUACAUGAUCUCAUGCUUGGUGCAUGGAAAAAGCCAUCACUAAAAUCAGCACCAUGUUUCACAAACACUGCUCCAGCACAUGUACAUUCUUUUCUCUAGCUUGCACUGAGGAACAGGCUAUUGUCUCUCAGUCUAUGGCAAAACUCCCACUGCAUUCAGCAGAAGCAACCAGUCUUCAAAGCUGGUUUAGUUAUUUCAGCAUUGAGAUAGUAUGAUUUAUCUAAAAGGUUACAAGCAGCUUAAAUUUUUUAUAGUUUUUAAAUAGUUAAAAAUCUCUUCACAGUGAUUUUUCUGUAGAAACUGAAUUUCAUUGAGAGUGGAUCUCCAUCUCUUAACAUAAUGCAAUUCUUCCCAUAGAUUUCAGUCUUUGAAAUAAAUCCACUGUGUUGAUUAUUUUCCCCUUAUGUCUGAGUGUGCAGUUUUUUCCCUUCCUUUGAUUUGACUGUAGACUGCUCUUCUGCCUCAGCAUAAACAAGUGUGUAAAUGGUGUCUGCUUUUUGCAAUUAACUUUCUGCUUUUCUAGUAAUGUUCCCCCCUUCUUUACCUAGUACUGGGACCAACAUUAUACAUGUUUGACUUGCUGUUUAAAGAACUAGCUACAGGCAGAAGGCUUUCAUCCUAGCACUUGGCUCAUGUCUCAUGCUCUGCAUUUCUGAGCUACCUUUGCUCACAGCUUCAAUGGUGUGGUUCUUUUGGAGCUCCCCAAAUUCCUGUGUUGUCUACCACCAUUGAAUACAACAAUGGGAUAACUCAGUUGUAACUUCUUAAAGAUACCCAGGUAUCUUUACUUGCCUUUCUCCUCCUCCAAAAAUUAGCUUAGGAAAUCAUUUUGGAUGUUGAGAAGGAGCAAGCUGUUUGUGCUUCUGAGCUUAAGGGACAGGAGGGUUGUUUGACUGCCACCACAGUGCUCUGAGAUGAAGAGAAAGGCUCAAGGAAGAGUCAUGAAAAGCUGCACCUCCAGGUGGAGGGAGGCCUGCCUGUACCUCCUGCAUAUAUGAUCUGGGAAAUGCUUACUAAUCUGGGGAUUGGGAUCCGUUGUCAGAUGCCCAAAGGAAAGGGUCAUCAUAUUGUACUUUUUAUCCUUGUCUUGCAAAAGAGCUAUGUAGCAGCUAAAUAGGGAAAUUUUCCAUAAGAGGAAUGGGAUGGUUCCCAGAUUUCUAUAAAGCAGAGAACUGACUAAAAGAUCUCAGGACUUUGAAAAAAAGCAGUCAUAGAAAGGUACUUGUUAGUGUUAAGUAUAGCCAAGCUUUGUCACUUGUCAUAGGAGAGGAGUGAAUUCUUCUUUUAUGAUACAUAGCAGAAGAAAAUGGCACGUGCACCCAAAACAGGGCUGGUCUCCUCUGCAUUGGUAUCAUUAGUCCUUCCAACACUGAGGUGGAACUAAACACACUUAGCUGCCCAUUUUCCGGCAGUAAGGGCAGAUUGGGUGGGGAAUUGUUAAAGGGAGGUUGUGAAGGAGCAUAAUAAUAAAAGCAUGAAUAAAAGCAGCACUUUUGUUUGGAAAAACAUUGGUUUUGAAAGCAAUGUAACAUGCCUGUAACUAUUGACAAAGCUUUUAUUUGACAUGAGUAAAGACAGAUGAUUACGCACUUAGGUAUUUGCUUAGGUUCUUUCAGUAUUUCCCAGCAUAAGACUGGAUUCAUCCUCUUUGUAUUUAUAUAAUGCUUCAUUCUGCUGCGUUCACUGACCCUUGAGCUCUAGACCUAAUUAUGCCUGAUUUCUUAUGGCUUUGUCCAUCAUGGCUGAUUGACUUCAGUGUGCAAAUCCGGAUAGACUUUCUUCGAUGUUUUUGCUGCACAUCAGGUAGUUACAAAGUUUCUCUCUUAGAUGAAUUCUCUCAUUUCUAAUCAGAGGUGAGCUCAUGACAGCUAUUCCUUCACCUGGGAAACUGGGAGCUGGCUCUCCCUUUCCUACCUGAAUGUUCUUGGGUUUUCUUAAAACCUUUAGAAACAGAAUUAUCUGUGACAUCUUCUGCCAUCAGUCAAAUUUGGCCACAAUGACUAAUGAGCUCAAAAAUUAUUGUGGACCUUGGAAGAGAAAUGAGCGAAAACAAACUCUGCUGCUUCAGGACCCUGAGGCUCAGUCGUGUUUUCCUCUGUUCUACCACAGAACAGAGAAGCUUUUCAGAUCACUGCUGAUCAUGGUUCCAGCAAUACUAGUUCUUGAGGCAGCUCAAGCUCAAGCUUUAAAGAAAUAUUUGUUAAAGCAUGGACAUUUUGAAGCAUGAUAUUUUGUGCUAUGGAGCUGGCCACUUGCUGGGGUUUCACAGUAAUGCAGUUUUAAAGAUCUGGGUGAAGAGAGUUUUGAUGUACCUUGAAACUACCAUUGACUAAAACCAGAAGCAGAGGUUUAAUUAAGGUUAGUAUUUAGAAAUGCUUUAAAAGCCUAAUUUUUAGAUAAUAAAAUAACCAGUAGCAGCGGACUUCAAGUCCCCUUCUAAUAUCCAGCAUGUACAUCUAAUUAGGACUCCAUUAAUGCUCACAGGGAAUAAUAUUGCAUUUUUUAAAACAUUAGCCUUACUAUAUUUAAGUCAGCACUGACCUUGAAAGGCUGGGUGUUCCACUGCCAGAGUGCUGGCUCUGGAACCUACACAAACUGUCCUGGACCUCAGGAGCAGGAUCUGAGACUUCUGCUUUCAGAUCUACUUUGUAACUUGUGCAGAACAUAAAAAAAUAACCAAUGGAAUCAGCUUAGUUUCAGGUAGUCUUAGUUGCCUUUGGAGCACAUAGGUUAUUGAGAGUUGUGAGUCUAUGGAUCUUGAUUUACUGUACAAAUAUUCCCUAAGAACCGGAUGAUUGGAUGAUGAAUCAAUGCAAAGCUUUGGAAUUUGGGGUUUUUUUAAAGAGCAGGACAGAUAAGCCCAAAGAGUUCUGAAUGACACUGACAAAUCUGCAAUCAAAUCUAUAUGACUGGCUCAAGCUGAUAAGCUUGAGUGGGAAAAAAAAGUGGGUCAGAAUGCCCAUGAAAGAAAAAUAGGGAAAAGCAGGUAAAAAUAGAGAGAAAGGGCUGCAAAAAUCAGGAUUAAUAUACUCACCUAAUUUCAAAGGCAAGGAAGUAAAGUCUUGGUGAUGUUAGAGGCACUUUACCAAGCUCUUGUGCUAAGGUGAAGUAGGAGUAGAAGAGGAUCUCUGAGACUUUAGUCUUUGCUGUGAUUUGAUAGACUUUGCUGUCUCCUCACAUUACACUUUUAGUAGACGAAAGGCAACCCUGAUGAUUACCAUUUGUUAGAGUAGACAAAUAGCACUGUAUGUAUAAAUUAAAGCCUUAAAUGUGAUGGAUUAAAAAAUGCACUACAAUGGGAUUUCUAGUAGUAACUUCAUGUAAUGCCAAAAUUCACAGACAAGGAAACAUA